Rhagoletis zephyria (snowberry fruit fly) is the source of this 6996-nucleotide messenger RNA. RefSeq names its product platelet binding protein GspB. The record is from RefSeq and is a predicted model, not a curated record. NCBI's taxonomy places the organism in Eukaryota, Metazoa, Arthropoda, Insecta, Diptera, Tephritidae.
AUAAUGCAUACAUACUUAUGUACAUACAUACAUAUAUCAGCUGAUUUACUAUUAGAAGUUAAGUAACCCACGUAUAUAUGUACAAACAAACAUACACAUACAAGAACUCAUUGACUCGCAACUAACAUCCCAUAACGUUUAUUUCUUUUCGAUGAAUUUGUACUAAACCACGUCUCACCAGCGUUGUCGCAAAAUGAAAAAUCAGCAUUGCAGCACACUUAACCCAUAUCGAGCCAGCAGGGGAGCGGAGAAGGUGACUGCAAUGCAGUUUCCUCAACUAGAGAUGCUGUCAGAGCACAGCACGCCAACGGCCACGCACGGCAGGAUAUCAGGCAGGAUAUUGAUUGCAAUUGUCUGUUCAGCGCUAAAGUCGGGGCAAAAGAGAGGCAAAAAUCUACUUCAAAGUAAGUAAAGGCGUGGGUGGCAUACGUAUGUACAUGUAGAAGCAUUCGCACGAUUGGUUUUUGUCGACUCAGUCAAUGACACUGUGUCGGCUGAACGGGUGGAUCAAUGGUGCAUUGCAGUCACAUCGCUGUUGGGUGAGUGUAUAAGUAAAUGGUCGCAAGCAGGAAAAAUCAGUACGAUUUCGAUUAAAAAAGGUCGAUAAGUCAGUGUGUUAAGAGUGUUUAAAAAUAAAACUAGAACUGUGACAAAUAAAAAUGCUACAUUCACAAAAGUUUGAGCCUUUGUAGCGCCCUCUGCCACCAACCAUCGUCGUUCGCGGAAAUUGCAUGGUCUGACCGCAGCGCCUGAGUGCAUUCAGUGCACGCUGACACUUGCCAAUGCGCGUUUUGUAUGGCGGCACUGCUGCUUCCGGUGUUUUGUUUUGGGCCUGCAGCGCCAACACGCAACACCCAACAUGUUGCAGUCAGUCACUGUGGCGUAUACACCAAAUAAAGUGCCCACAAACGAGCAGCGCUGAGUAUUUCUAAUCCGGCGGUUGCAUGUCUAGACGUCUGAAAUGUGACCGGUUGAAUAAAGCGUUUAGCGGACAGUGAGUGGUCUUCCAAGAAUACCGUCAUUUUUUAAUGAUUUAAGUGACAAAGGAAAGCGGAAAAGUUUUAUGGGAAACAUAAAAAUUUAAUUCAAAAGUAAAACAAAAUUGCGGUGUAAGAUUUUAAAGUGCAAAGCAUUAAAUGAAAAAUGAAAAGAAAAUGCUGAGGAAAAUCUUCGCUUGAAAGUGUGCAGUAUGCUGAUCAAUAGAAAAUAAACUUAAAUGGAUGUGUGUUUAAAGUAUCUAUAUAAAAUGUAUGUACAUAUAAACAUACAGCUUAAAUUUAAAAUUUAUAAAAAGAAAAUAUCAAAAUGAAAAAUGCAUUUGGUUUAAAUUACAUUCGCAGCGUACUCUGCAUUCAACGCGAAAAUAAUUAAUAAAAAAAAAGCCGCAGCAGUUGAAAAACUCGAUUGACUAAAAUUUAAUCGAAUGAUUUUAAUAAGGCUUUUAAACUUUAUCUUAAAAUCUUUUUUUAAUAAAAGUGUCCAAAGAAAUCUUAUAUAAUGAGCGAAAUUGAAUUUUAGCUAUUGCGUCAAGUUUUGCUUUCAUCAAUUUGUAAAGGAUUCUUGAAAUUUUUGUAGUUUUUCCCUCACUUCACGGCCUCAUGGCCUUUUUCAUUUCUACUACGCCCUCUCCAGAAAGUAAACCAGGUUUGAGAAAAAGUGGAAAAUUCAAUACAAAAAUUAAAAUUGAGUUAAAAAAUAAAAGAAAAAAAAAACAUACAGAUGCACUUACCGACGAAAUUUGAAUGUAGAAAACUCUUUAAAAACGAGCAAACUGUAAAUCUCUAAAUGUUACUCAUACGCCAUGUUGUGCAUACCAGCACCAAUCAUCAGCGCAACCCCGAAGCGAAGCAUCUACAUAUAUAUGUAAAGUGUGCAAUUUAAAAUUUAUGGUGACAAUGUGCUAAUUUACGCGACGACUGCAAAAAAAAGAGCUCAUAAAAGCAACGAAAUAAAAGUCGCCGACUCCAACUCCAGGCGGCCGAGAUGGAGACGCGCAAACAGAAACGGCUCGGCGCCGCUCCAAUUGCAUCGUUCGAGAAGUCAUUCGAGGAUUCCGCCUCAACGGCCACCACUGCCAACAGCAGCACCACCAGCUCCAUCACCAGCAGCAGCUCAGCUACAGCGGCAACUGUUUUUCCGGCAGCGCCGCUCUCGAGUUCAACGACGCCGAGUGCUAUACAGGCGCAUGAAGCGCUUGCCAAGGACAUUAACAGCAAUGGCGAUAUGAUGAUGGAGCCGCACGAGCGCAUUACAAACUCAUCUACAGACACAGGUAGAGCAGCCAGAAAUGCUCAGCAACAACCCAGCAUCGCUAUAUCGAUGUCAGGGAGCGGCGCUGCUUCACCCAGCAGCAGAACUAAACACGAUGGCAACAAUGCGAAGCGUCCACCCCCUCUGAAGGCAACCGUUGCCGCCAACACCGCCACCACUGCAGGCCCAUUGACCGGCAGCGACACUGUUGGUCAGCCACAGCAACAACCGCAGCUUCAGCAGGUGGCAGCUGGUAUGGGUGGCAUUUUCAAGGGGACCACUACGCUUACCACACCCUCGACGCCGCGCAUCGAACUGAGUCGCGCAUCGUCGUCGUCGCAUCACGAAGAGGAUAGCCGGGAAAGCAGUCCGGAGAAUGUUUUCGAGCAGGUUGGCACUGGCACCCUACAGGAAACGAUCGGUGUGGGCUUUCGCGAAGAGGGCGCCCUGGAGUUGCGCAGCUCAACGGAGGAAUUGUACUUUAUGGACCCGGAACAGAAGAAGGAGGAGCAAGAGAAACUGCAACAACAGCAAGCGAAGCGCUCCUCGCCACACAUCUUUAAAUUUGACGAUCAUCAGAGCUACUUGCAGCAGCAUCAGCGCAAGGAUUCCGCAAGCUCCGAGGUCGCUGCAUUGCUUUGCAUUUCCGGACGCACAAGUCGCAUUUCAAGCGUCGGCAGUCAGGGUUCGGCCGUGAGUCGUCUGUCGGCCGUAUCGGGCGUUUCGCGUUCACCCUCUCCACAUCGAAUGCUUUUGGAGACAUCAUUUUGUGGUCCCAAGCCACUGGAAAAUGUAGUGGACGGUCGCGUUUCAACUACUAUUGAGCCGCCAACGGCUGAAUUACUCGAACAGGUGUUAUUGGCGCGUAAGCACGACCCCACUCAGGCAGUGUUGGCAGAAGGCAUCACCGUGGAGAGUUCACCAAAGAAGAAGCCCACAACGCUGUCAAACGGUGAGGCCAAGCCCCCAUUGAAAAGUACUAAGAGGUCUGAGCGACCCAGCGCUGUUGGUAUUGUUGGCGCUGGUGCUGGUGGUGUUGGGAAGCCAACUAUGGGUGCUCAACGUCGAAGCACCAAAAGUCCUGGGCAGAUGGUAAUCGGAAAGACGCCCGGUGGCACAGAGUAUAUACGCAUAAACCUGAAACCCGACCACAUGUACGACGACAGGGGUAUUGCACCGCAUGAGAAAGUUGUCGAGGCGCCAAACAGUAUCGCUCCGCUUUACUCACGCAGCCAGAAGAAACCUGCUUCGCUCAGCUUAGGCCGCACUGCCGUGGAUGAGAACCGUCUGACACCUACGGCUAGCCCCAAGCCCACGCGUCAUGGCAUUCUGGCGAAGGACACGCACGGUAGCCGCUCUCCUUCUCCUGCCAAUGUGCCCGUUUCACGAAAAAGUUCAUUUAGUUCAAUAUUUCGCCUUGGCGGCAAGGAUUCGCCUGACUCGCCCCGCGAACGUUCACGUUCACGUAGCAAAAGUAAAGAACGCCAAACUCCGCAGUCACAAAAUGUUACGCCAAGCAAACAGAAAUCCGUUUUAGCGAUUUUUAAGCCCGGCAAACGUGGUAGCAACGCAGGCGCUGAUGCAAAAUCUUCGAAGAGUUCCUCGCCCAUUGAUGGACAUGAGCUACAGCAACAGGCGCAGCAAACACGCAGCAAGUCGCAUACGCCAUCAUCAACGAGUGGUGGUUCUCGACCCGCUAGUAGGUUACGUUAUUACGAUGAGCCCGUAGAAGGCGUAAUACACAUACCGCUUCAUACUCCGCCUGAGGAAAAGGAGGCGCGAAAAUUAUUGCACGGCAUACAACAAUUAAAUGCGGAGCCGACGCGCCCAGUUCCAACAGCUAUAACGGCUAGCCAGCUGGCCGCGGCCGCUGCAGCUUUGAAGCCUGUGGGGGCCCGGAAGAGUUCGGGAAGUGGGUCAUCGGGCAGUGGUCAAUCGCAGCCGAGGUCUCAGCAAGUGGAUAAGUUGCAGCGCAUCGAGAAUCUCGACGCCAUACAUACGCUGUCGCAAGAUGAUGACAAUAAAGAGCGCACAUGGAGUCUGGAAGUGAACAAACAUAGUUCCCAGGAUUCGCAAGAAACUGCCGGUUCAGAGAUAAGCUAUGCUAGCGCUAUCAAGGUCAAUCUUCGUUCGAAUCUGGCAAAUGUUAAGGAAAAUGUGGUGCAGGAAAAUGGUGUGGCAGCGGAGGCGGAAAUUCAUCGAUUGCCUUCAGUGGAUAGCGGUGGGGAGGUGAAGGUCGUUGAGACGGUGGCGAUGGUCAACGUGAAUAUCACACAAAUUCAGCCCGAAACUGAACAUACAAAAGAAAAACGUCGAUUGCUCUUUACGACACGCCUCGGCUCUGGCAGUCAGGACCCAAUUUUUUCCACACAAUUUAGUAUUUCAAAGACUGAAAGUCAAUCGAGCCAGUUGUCUGAGCAAAUACAAGAAACAAUAGCCGAGAGUCCUGUGUCGGAGACCCUGCGCAGACAGGGCACUGUAAUACGCCGUUCAGAAGAGGAAGUGGAAGCCAGUGCUCCUGCACAAGUAGCAGAACCCAAAGAGCCAAUGAAAAUGCCACCGAAACGGCGAAGCUCUACCGAAACCUCAACUCGUCGCCAGAAAUCGAUUUCUACUUCUGAGGACGAGAAACACAUUGUACAAACAACAGUUACUGCAGUUGUUAUGCGACGCAAGGAAUCACAUGAGGAGCCGAGGCGAAAAUCGCGCUCCACGUCAGAAGACGACGCGGAUGCUGGUGGCGGUGUUUUGAAUCAACGCCAUUCCCGGUAUCUGGAAAAUUUUGAUGUGCGGAAAAAAUACCACGAAAAUGUACCCCGUAAGCCAAAACGGCAAAGCUUUUCCGAAAGCAAACGCGCUGAGGGCGUAGAAGAGCCGAUUUUAAUUGCUGCAGAGCAACAUGAAGAUCAAAAACCACCAAAACAGCAACAACGUAAGCCAACACUGCCUCAGCCGCCACCUCCAUCUACAGCGCCCUCACCUUCGCCACCUCCAAUUGCUGCUUCCGCUUCUGGGAGCCGUUCGCCAACGCCAACGACACAUCCACCACGCUCGCAAUCCCAAUCACCUGUAGAUCGUUCCGGAAAACACACACCCGUCAAACCUCCACGAACCUCAACACCCCCUCGUCGUUCACAUGCCGCAACCGAAAGACAAUCAAUGCCCUCGACCGACGAACCAAUUGAGUCAUCCGAAAGUGAAAGAGACUCAGACUUAGCAGGCGGCAGCUCUGCGUUAGCCGACCCCAAGCGGCGGCACUUGCCGCGUCAUGUCGGCGCUAUCGAAGAUCACGAGAGUACAGGACUCGUUUCGCAAGAGUCCUUCGACGAGCUUCCCUAUGUGCCCACUACACUACCCGAGGAGCGAGCGCAAGGCGUCCCACUCAUUCCUAUGAAAGAUCGGGCCAACAUGGAAUUGAAAACAUGCCCUGUGGAGCGUCCACGCUCAACUACGCCACUAAAUCCUUCCCACUUAGAGGAAUAUUGCGGCAUAGUUACACCUCAGGAGCCAGCUUAUGAGCUUAAUGGCUCUGUGCCAGUACGCGGCGAGAAAUUGCGCAUCAGUUUGCCACGUAAAGACUCAACUAAGGAGCGGGUACAAAGCGCAAAGUCCCCACGACGAGCAUCCAACACUAGCGGCAAGUCUUGGUUUGAGUUCGCCGAGGAGGGUCUGCGCGCCAAUGCAGCCAACUUGGAACGCAAAGAUUCUAACAAACAAUUGUUACAGCAGAAAAAACCGGAAGGAAAGGAAACAAAAACAAAGUCACCUGCCGGCACAGCGACCACAACCACCGUGCAGACCACGCAAACGCAAAUUACACCAACCUCCGGCACCACAACGACGCAACGAAAGCUCUCUGGACAUUGGAUAGAUUUCGAAAAUAUACCGGAAAAACGCAAGCCACCAAAGCGAAUUACGGCUUUGCCCAAAGACGGCGUCAUUUCCACGACUACUAGUAGCAGCCGAACUCACGCCGCCCAAACGAGUGGGCAACAUGCGGCGCACACCCACGCACAUGGCCAAGGGCCCGGACAUGGACAUCAGCCACCACAGCCAGAUGUGACAAUGGACGGCAAAAUCCACUACAACUAUGUAAAGCCGGAAGACUGUCAGUGCGAGUGUCAUGAGGCAAAGAGGGAAGGAGCCGUGGGCGCUGGCGCUGAUGAGACGGAGGAAGCAGGCACGGUCGGUGCAGACGAUGAGGCUGACGGUGUAGCAAGCAGCAAAUCCAUAACCAGCGUGGAUCUUCUACAGCAAGGUGAGGAUAUGUUGCCAUUGCUGGACCCUGACACACAAGAUGGAAUUGAGCCAAGUGACUCGUCGCGUGAGUACAGCUGCUACACGGACGAUGAGAUGGAUGUGCCGAUGCGGCAGACAAGCUCCAGUCGCUCGAAAAGCAGUUCCUCAAAGCUGGACGAGUUUCCGCGUCGUGAUGUAUCGCACAGUCCACGAAAUCGGAAGUUUCCGGACAAUCGCAAGUGAGGCCGUUGGCAGUUCGAUAAUAAGUUUAUGGAUUUGCCUUCAAAUACGUUGCUGAAAUUUGCGUUUUAAAAUUUGUAAGCUAACUGGGAGUGCUGCGCCAAAAUGCAAUGGCAACACGUAAAUGGCUUUUGGUUUCGUUAAAGCGUAAUAUUGACUUCUAGUUAUGCCUUAAAGCUGCCUUUACAUGAGGCGAUUUUUUGACGGGCGAUAAUCGCCAUCGCCUGCAAGAGGUUGACUUGCUGUCUACUUUGAGGCAAGCUAUUU